This is a messenger RNA of Carica papaya (papaya), 2042 nucleotides long. Lineage: Eukaryota; Viridiplantae; Streptophyta; Magnoliopsida; Brassicales; Caricaceae. The record is from RefSeq and is a predicted model, not a curated record.
UCUUUUUCCUCUUUUUCCUCGCUCCUCUCCUGUAUCUCUCCCGCACGCACCCCAGACUCAACUCAACCCACCUGCGGCACGGUGAACCGUUCGGUUGCGGCCACCUGCAACGCCUUGUGAUCAUCACAUCUGCUGCACUGUUGGAUGCAACAGCGUUGCUACAUUCUUGAGCAAUUUUCAAGCAAAGGUGAGAUACCACCUAGGUAGGAAGGUUCUAUAAAAUGCAGAAGGAAGUGAGAUCAGAGAGAUAACAUAGGGGAAUUUUGUGCAUGUGGAACUUGAUGAUACAGGCAGUGGGAACCUGCCCGGCAGUAGUGCGAGCGAGAUGGGGUUAAUGGUGGUUUGGAUCCAAAAUUCUGUCGUAAGAUGCGGUUAAUAGAAUCUGCUCUGCUUUACUGUGAAGUGGAUUACGAAGAAGAGAUGCUUAUCUUUCGGAUUUUACUCUAGGAAAGACAGGAGGAGAGGAGAGGAGAAGAGAAGAGAGGUUUUACCGCAGGUAGAGGAAAUGGAUUCAUCAACCAUGCUAUUUAACCAACUUAAGGCAGCUGAACCAUUUUUCUUGUUAGCGGGUCCUAAUGUAAUUGAAUCUGAAGAACACAUUCUGCAGAUGGCAAAGCACAUAAAGCACAUUACAACCAAGCUCGGAUUACCUCUAGUUUUCAAGUCAAGUUUUGAUAAAGCUAAUCGUACAUCCUCGAAAUCAUUUCGAGGUCCAGGCAUGAUUGAGGGCUUGAAGAUUCUUGAGAAGGUAAAAGUAGCAUAUGAUAUACCCAUCAUAACAGAUGUGCAUGAAACAAUUCAGUGUGAACCAGUCGGCAAGGUUGCAGAUAUUAUUCAGAUACCAGCAUUUUUGUGUCGUCAGACAGAUCUUCUUGUUGCGGCAGCCAAGACUGGAAAAAUUAUUAAUAUUAAAAAGGGACAGUUUUGUGCUCCUUCUGUCAUGGUAAAUUCUUGUGAGAAGAUCAGGUUGGCUGGAAAUACUAAUGUGAUGGUUUGUGAGAGAGGCACCAUGUUUGGCUACAAUGAUUUGAUUGUAGAUCCACGCAAUUUAGAGUGGAUGAGGGAAGCAAAUUGUCCUGUUGUAGCUGAUAUAACACACUCCUUGCAACAACCUGCUGGAAAGAAGUUGGAUGGUGGAGGUGUUGCUAGUGGAGGUCUGCGUGAACUGAUACCAUGUGUUGCUAGAACAGCAGUAGCAGUUGGAGUUGAUGGCAUUUUCAUGGAGGUGCACAAUGAUCCUCUGAAUGCACCAGUCGAUGGUCCAACUCAAUGGCCUCUUCGGCAUUUAGAAGAACUUCUGGAAGAGCUCAUGACAAUAGCUGUAAGUUUUCUGCCUCAUCCUUAGCAUGGGCGUCUACAGUUUUUGAUAUUAUUUUAUUUUUAAUAGACACUUAUCUUAAUAUAUUUAUUCUUCAUGGUGCACUUUCCUUGUAGAAUGCCAUUUGAGACUUAUAGGUGAUACCUUAUUUUAGCAGACUAGGGAGGCUGGUGUGCAAGAGAAUAGAUGCAUAACACAAGUUCAUAUGUUUUUCUUUUUCCCUUUAGAUGGAAAAAAUUAAGAAACUGGUUGUUUAAAUUGUGGAAAUGGUGGGGAGUUAUGGAUGUUUGUGCAUUAAUGUACGUGUGAAAACAUAUGCAUAUCUUAAGAUUGUUAUGUUUUUAAGGGUUUUCAAUACUCUUCUUCAGAAAAGAAAGUAUGUUCUAGGAAGUACUGUUCGCCCUUCACAAAAGCCACAGCUGAGAAUCACUCACCACACAUCACACUAUUGAUAACCCUUUGAGUUUAGGAGUCAAUACCUUAGCUAAUAGUUAGUGCAUACUUCCCGGCAAAUUUAUCCGUGAGCCUGUACAAACUAGAGACCCUUCAAAUGUUGAUGUACUCAUCUACACUCAUGUUGCAAUAUAUAAAUGUUGAUCCAUGUGGGAGCCUAUACAAACUAGAGACCCUUCAAAUGUUGAUGUACUCAUCUACACUCAUGUUGCAAUAUAAAAAUGUUGAUCCAUGUGGGAAGUAACCGUGCAUAUUGGUGUUUAUAAACCCA